This is a messenger RNA of Penicillium macrosclerotiorum, 501 nucleotides long. RefSeq lists its product as uncharacterized. The coding region runs from base 1 to 501 and encodes 166 amino acids. The record is from RefSeq and is a predicted model, not a curated record. The transcript has 2 exons. NCBI's taxonomy places the organism in Eukaryota, Fungi, Ascomycota, Eurotiomycetes, Eurotiales, Aspergillaceae.
AUGAGUGAAAAGACCGGGAACCGCCAAUGGAUUUCGGACCGGCUCGACAAGGACUUCGAGUACGAGACACAGAGAUUUAAAUUGUGCUCUCUUGGGAUCAACGGCACGUAUGUAGCUAUAUUUACUGACGGUGGAGCGAGAUGGUCACUCGAUGAAGAAUAUCCAGACCUCCUCAAGAUCCUAAAACGCAUCAGACAGGGGGAUUUGGUGUUUGCGGCUCUCAACCCAUACCGAGCGAACGAGUUCUUCGUCGCUCUGGCCGACGGCAUCGUACAUAUCCGAGCGAGUGCAUUAGUGGAGAGUCAUGUGCUUGGUAUCCUAGAACAAUAUCCGAAUUUGACAGUUGUCACCAGCGACAUCGUUAAACACAGCCAGCAUUCUUCACAGGGCUUUCCACCAAAAUCCCGGCGCAAGGAGUUCGUAAAGUUCAUCGCCAAGAAUGUAGCCGGAGGAGUCAUAUCUUCAGCGGUAGCAGCGACAUUUUCAUGCACCGUGAUGUGA